GAACAGCAGGUACAACAUGACGAAAACCACACUGAUCCUGUUCGCCGCGUGCAUGCUGGGGGUCGCGAGCGCCUUCCCCCAGGGUGGCGGCGGAAGCUACAAGCAACCCGAGGGCUACUUCCAAUACGUUAAUGUCCCCGGCCACAAAGAGUACGAGUUCGGAUGGAACCGCGGGAACCCACACCAUUACAUUUCCCGGUUCGAGCAGGCUAAGGAUCACCGCUUCCGUACAAGGGUAAAGUGGUCCGACACCCACGAAGGAUACGGCGAGCACUACUGGGAGUACAACCACGCCCCAAAGUACCAAGAUGACCACAAGGACUCCUACAAAGCCCCAGAGCCCUCAUACCACGCCCCCGAGCCUGUGUACCAUGCCCCCGCACCCUCCUAUGGCCCUCCUAAGGGGUAUCCUUCUGAGAACAUCGAAGUGAUUGUUCCAGAUCCUCAGCAGUACCAAUAGAGCUUCGGAGAGGGAGUUCCUGAGUGCCUGAGGUUGUCUGAGGCACGAUCCCAUUCCUCUCCCUUUCCCCUCUAUCGCCCUAUCCGUCCAAGAGAUCACGUGACCAAUUUUCCUCAAUGUCGAAAUGAAAUCCCACUGUAAAGGUUCUCCUCCCCCCCCCCCCUCCCCCCUCCCCUGCCACUUCCAUUCCCCCUCCCCCCCUCCCCUGCCACUUCCCUUCCCCCUCCUUUUUUUUUUUUUUUUUUGCCUCUCCACGUACACCCAAACUUCAGUCAUUUUUCGUUCAAGGUUAAAACGAACCAAUCACUGCUCAAUUUCAUUUAUAAAAAAGGAAAAAACAAAGGUAGAUUAAAAUUACGAAGAUCUCACGUGUGGGCGGAUGAGGGUGUUUGUUAUACAUGAUCUAGUCCAGUGUGGGUGUUGUUAAGGUCGCUCUAGCCACCCACCCACAGCCCAUACUGCAUGCUGUGUCGUUUUCCUUGUUUGUUGAUGGCACUGUGACUUGCUCCGUUUGGAUCGAGUCGUGGGAGUUUUGUUGUAUUAAUUUUAGUAGUAGUAGAUUCUUUCUGUUUGUUAUAUACAUUUUUUUUUCUAGUAAAAGCAUUGUAAAA
This is a messenger RNA of Penaeus indicus, 1071 nucleotides long. RefSeq lists its product as uncharacterized. Bases 17 to 460 code for a protein of 147 amino acids. The transcript has 3 exons. The record is from RefSeq and is a predicted model, not a curated record. NCBI's taxonomy places the organism in Eukaryota, Metazoa, Arthropoda, Malacostraca, Decapoda, Penaeidae.